Coccinella septempunctata (seven-spotted ladybird) is the source of this 2313-nucleotide messenger RNA. RefSeq lists its product as uncharacterized. NCBI's taxonomy places the organism in Eukaryota, Metazoa, Arthropoda, Insecta, Coleoptera, Coccinellidae. Bases 269 to 2188 code for a protein of 639 amino acids. The record is from RefSeq and is a predicted model, not a curated record. The transcript has 2 exons.
CUAGAACGCCAACACACGUAAAAUUUACGUAUGUCUUUUAAAUUCCUAACUAUUACAACCUAGAUAUCUGUUUCCGCGGGACGAGCGCCCGCCAGUGCUUUCCCCACUCCUUAGACCCAUAAGUGCCGCCGAAUGCGGCAUCACAUCAGUCGGUUUUAGUGUGUUAUAGUGCUAGGAGUGAAAAUCCACACGUAAAUUUUACGUAUCGUUGGCGUUUACCUAUAAAUCACAACACGUAUUUUUGACGUAUGAUUGGCGGAAACCGAAAAUGAGUGCGAAAGAUAUUUUAAGUUCCAAAAAAAAAUUAAGCGAUAAGGAUUUAGAGGAAAUUCUUGCAGCAAGCGAUUUUAGUGAUAUAAGCGAUUCAGAAGAAAAAAAUCCGGAAGAAAUAGAUGCUGAUUAUGACAGCGACGACAGCAUUGCCGAUAGAGAUUAUGUUCCAGAUCCAUUAGAUGAGGAUUCAUACGCUGAGGAGCUACAAACCAUAUGGAGACGGGGCCAGAAAAGAAUACAAGGUAUUAUUUCCGAAGGAUCGACGGCAAAAAAAGAAAAAUUAGCGAAUGAUGCUAUUCCAUCCACCUCACACUCAGUCAGCUCAUGCUCAGGACGAACACCAUUGAAAGAGAAAAACCAAGAAGAAAGCAUUCUUCCAAAUAAUUUCUUUGGAAAAGAUGGGUAUAAGUGGAGUGAUACACCGCCAAUAUCUGAAAAGGGGAAAACUCCGGCAAGAAAUGUGGUUUAUAUCAGACCUGGUCCAGUUGGCCCAGCUAAAGCGCUUACUGAGCCUCUCGAUGCGUUUUCUCUAUUUUUCAACGAUGACGUACUGUCAGACAUACUAAUUUAUACGAAUCAAAGAAUAGUUGUCUUGCAAGAAAAGUAUAAAACACAAAACGCAUCCACUUCUCUAACGUCAAUAAGUGAACUGAAGGCUUUAUUUGGACUUUUAAUCUUAGCUGCCGCCUUGAAAAGCAACCACCUCUCAGCUGAACUCCUAUUCGACGAUUCAUUCUCAGGAUCCAGAUAUCGAGCUACUAUGAGUAGAACAAGAUUUCUCUUUUUACAAAAUGCUCUGAGAUUUGAUGACCAAUCAACAAGAGUUGAACGAAGAGCAGCAUCUAAUUUUGCUCCUAUAUCGGAUUUAUGGGAUAAAUUUAUACAUAAUUGCACAGAAAAUUACAAACCGAGUGCAUAUUUGUGUAUCGAUGAGCAGCUAGUUGGUUUUCGUGGGAGGUGUCCAUUCAGAAUGUACAUACCCAAUAAACCGAAUAAAUAUGGUAUAAAGAUCGUAAUGGUCUGUGAUGUGGCAACAAAAUACGUGUUGAAUGCAAGCCCAUAUCUUGGAAAAUCAACAAAAACAAAUGGAGCUCCUUUGGCUAAUUAUUAUGUCGAGUUAUUGACUAAGCCAGUUUGGGGAACUAAACGAAACAUCACGAUGGAUAAUUGGUUUACGAAUAUACCUCUAAGCAAUAAACUAACUGAAGCCCCUUUCAAAUUGACUGUAGUCGGCACACUCAGAAAAAACAAACCACAGAUACCGCCACAACUACUAGAUAUAAAAUCUAGACCGUGUAAAACUACAAUGGCUGUCUUUACUAAAAAUUCUACUCUAAUCUCCUAUAAACCGAAAGAAAAUAAAAAUGUCUUAUUGCUAUCCACGAUGCAUACUUCGAACUGCCUGAAUCCCGAAACUGCGAAGCCAGAAAUUAUACAUGUUUAUAACUCCACGAAGGGAGCGGUGGAUACAUUCGAUCAAAUGUCCCAGAACAUGAGUUGUAAUAGAAAGACUCGGCGCUGGCCUCUUUGUAUCUUCUAUAAUAUGAUGAACAUUGCCGCAGUGAACUCCUACGUCAUCUAUAAUCACAACUUGACUGCUAUGAAAAAAAAGCCAGCAUCUAGACUCAAGUAUAUGUUGACACUUCAUGAACAAUUGACCAUGCCUUGGCAGGAAACAAGGCGCAGCAUUCCUACCUUGUCCAGAAAUUUGAAGGAAUGUAUAUCAAAUGUGAUGGGGGAAAAAGCUCCAACAAUAACCAAAGUGGAACAAAAGGGAAAACGUUCAUACUGCAGCAUCUGUCCAUCUGCUAAGAAAAGAAUGACGAUAACUUACUGUCACGUCUGUCCACGAGCACUUUGUGGAGAACAUCAGAUAAAAAUAUGUUAUGAUUGCGUCCAAAAUGUCAAUAAAUAAUAUUACUCACUUUAUAUGCCAUAUUAAGCUUCUUUGUUUUACCUUCUGCAGGUAUAUUUUUCAUUUGAAUGUUAUUAAAAUUAUGUAUAAAUAAAAUAUUUUGAAACCAAAAUUGUUUAAUAACC